Molecule: messenger RNA, 1890 nt
Organism: Mizuhopecten yessoensis (Yesso scallop)
Lineage: Eukaryota; Metazoa; Mollusca; Bivalvia; Pectinida; Pectinidae
Product: actin-related protein 5-like
Exons: 12
Coding region: 1-1236 (411 amino acids)
Biological process (GO): regulation of DNA-templated transcription
Cellular component (GO): Ino80 complex; cytoplasm
Source: RefSeq, a predicted model, not a curated record
AUGUCAGAAAUCAUCCUAGAGAGGCUGAGAAAUGAUGAGGAACAACUACAGGAGCUGAUGAGUCUGCAGGAAUUAUUGGAAGAUGAGGAUGAUGAAGAAUUUAACCGAGCCUUACAGGGAUCAGAGUUUGACUCCGCAGAGGAACUGCAGAUAGCAAUCAAUAAACUAACUGGAAAUAUACAAAGGGCAAAGGCCAAGAUUCUGGGGAUUGACCCACCCCCAGAGGAAGAGCAGCAGAGUAAAGUCCCUGUGUAUGAACUCUUGGAAAUCCCUGAUGACCAGUUGACACCUGAUCAGUUGUCCAUCAAGAAACGCCAGAGGAUGCUGAAGAACGCCCGGGAGGGCAGAAUGAAGGCACAGGCUGUUCAAAGAGCCAAACGUCAAAAGGAAAUCGAGGAAGACAAAAAGUUGGAGAUUAAAAGGUUGAUGAAUUUUGAUGGAUGGCUACAGGAAGUGAGAUCAAAGAGACAGAAAUUGCUAGGUGCUCGUACAAAGAGAAAGCAGAGAAAAUCUGACAUGGCUAAACGUCGAACUCUGGCAUCACAACAGAGGAUGAAAAUCAUCACACAGCUUGCUGGAGGUGGGUCUAAGAAGAAGAAGAAGGAAGAUACCUUUGGCCAGAACGAUGCUGACUGGGAGGUUUACAAGGAAAUUCACCCUGAGAAUGCGGACAGUGAUUCCGCGGCUGAGGAGGAAACUCUGGAGGAACUCGAGACACAAUUACGGGAACAUGAUCCAGAGUUUCAAAAGGAGCUUGAUAAGAGCAUGGGGCCCCAAGGAGAGUUUGAUAUCGCUGAGUACUACAGACUUCACCUGGCCAUUGAGAGGAUCAGGGUACCAGAGCUGUUAUUCCAGCCAUCCAUGCUUGGUCUUGAACAAGCUGGUAUUGCAGAAACCAUGAACUAUAUCCUGAAAAAGCAUGAUGCUGACCGACAGAAUUCUCUGGCUCAGAAUGUGUUCCUGACUGGGGGGAAUGCAUUGUUCAGGAACUUCCAACAGAGGCUGCAGUCAGAAUUGUUAGAAAUGAGGCCGUUCCAGUCCCUGUUCAAUGUCUCCUGUGCAGCUAACCCAAUUUUGGAUACUUGGUAUGGAGCCAGGAAAUGGGCCCUAUCCCCACACUUCACUGCCCACUGUAUAUCUCGGCAAGAUUAUGAGGAGAAGGGAGGCGAGUACCUAAAGGAGCAUAGACAUUCCAACCAGUAUUUCCCCACACCCGUAGUGGUGCCAACCUCUUAAUCUAGAAUCUAUCUAGGAUUUCUGUGCACUAACAGUGGUGCCAUUGUCUUUUUUUGUUGGAGUAACCAAUAUUUCCCCACACCCUUAGCGGUGACAACCUCUUAAUCUAGGAUUGACUGAGAUUUCUGUGUACUAGCAGUGGUGUCGGAUAUCUUUUUUGUUGGAGUUACCAAUAUUUCCCCGCACAAACUGGUUAUCCACACCCUAGUGCGAUACAUACAGUAUGACUCUGGAUGGUAGGACAACCAACGGUGCCUGACUUUGUUGGCUAUCGGGGGGAUGUGAUGGGGCUGGGUACUAAUACCUACAGAGCUAGCCCUUCACCAACAUCAAGUAACGUCAUCUUAUAACAUGAACUUGGUACAUUUGCCUUCAAAAUCUUGUUGUCUGUAAUUGAUAACAGUAAAACUUGUUUGGAAUGGUAACUGUUAUGGAUAUAUCUUGUGAUGGUAACUUGAAUCUUAGUUUCACUUUGACAAGGUGAAAAGAUCUAUGAUGGAUCUUGUAUGUGACAUGGUGGGUGUCUGAUAUAUCUGGUAUGUGACAUGGUGUGUGUGUAUGAUAGAUCUGGUAUGUGACAUGGUGUGUGUAUGAUAGAUCUGGUAUGUGACAUGUUGUGUGUAUGAUGUAUUUGGUAUGUGACAUGGUGUGUGU